AUGGAGGGGACGAAGCGAGAUGCGAACAUUUUGAUCACCGGAACGCCGGGAACGGGCAAGACGACGCUCUCCGAGCUGGUGGCGUCGAGCACGGGCCUACGGCACAUCAACGUCACCGAUCUCGUGAAGGAGAAAUCGCUGCACGAGGGCAAGGACGAAGAAUUCGAUUCCUACAUCUUGGACGAGGACAAGGUUUGUGAUGAAUUGGAGGACACGAUGACGAGCGGAGGCAACGUGGUUGAUUUCCACACCUGCGAUUUCUUCCCCGAGAGAUGGUUCGAUCUCGUAGUGGUGCUGCGCGCCGACAACAGCAUUCUCUACCCGCGAUUGGUGAGCAGGAGCUACAAGGACAACAAGAUUCAGGAGAACAUGGAGUGUGAGAUCAUGCAGGUGGUGCUCGACGAGGCGCGGGAGAGCUACAAGCAGGAAAUCGUGGUGGAGCUCACCAACAACACCGUCGAGGAGAUGGAGUCCAACGCAUCGCGCAUCCAGCAGUGGCUCGCCAGCUGGCGGUCCAACCAACAGCAACAAUAA
Molecule: messenger RNA, 534 nt
Organism: Acanthamoeba castellanii str. Neff
Lineage: Eukaryota; Discosea; Longamoebia; Acanthamoebidae
Product: adenylate kinase isoenzyme 6, putative
Exons: 3
Coding region: 1-534 (177 amino acids)
Cellular component (GO): nucleus; cytoplasm
Molecular function (GO): ATP hydrolysis activity; ATP binding; AMP kinase activity
Source: RefSeq, a predicted model, not a curated record